This is a messenger RNA of Colletotrichum scovillei, 3222 nucleotides long. RefSeq lists its product as uncharacterized. NCBI's taxonomy places the organism in Eukaryota, Fungi, Ascomycota, Sordariomycetes, Glomerellales, Glomerellaceae. The record is from RefSeq and is a predicted model, not a curated record. Bases 1 to 3222 code for a protein of 1073 amino acids. The transcript has a single exon.
AUGGGCUUCACGUGGCCAUCCCUAGGACGCUGGACGUCCAACAGAAGAAGACCCUCGAGAUCAUCCCGCGAACCAUACCGUCACCGCCCUACGACGUCGACGACCAAGACGUCGGAGUGUUACUCUCCCACCACCGAUCAAGCCCCCGAAGACGAAGACGAAGACAGAGAGUCCAAGUACAACUGCCCCCAGAAUACGCACAGCUACGACACGCCUGAUAUUUCUAUGUACGGCGGUGACCUGUCACCCAUAUACCGCAUCUCGGCCCCUCCGGCUCAGGGCGUCAGGGAGACGGAGUUGUUGCUCAGAGGUGAGUCCCCCGCGGCGCUCAUCAAGCUCAUCCGGCGAACGGAAGACGCUGAACGGCGGGUGAGGGGAAAUGAGAAGUUCAAGCACUUCGGUGAGGACGAAGACGCGCCACACGUUCGGUUCGGAACCACGACGACAGUCUACGGAGGCGGAGGGGAAGGAGCCUCCCGAUACGACGAUGGCUGGGCUCUCUCCCUCGCCGAGGAGGACCGUCGCCGGGACGAGGCGGCGGUUCGGGAGGAGUAUGGCGACGACUUCGAUGAGCAGGAGUUUGGGGAUUGGAGGGACGGUGGAUGUGGAUGCGAGUGCGGGCGCGGCGAACGUGAUGAAGAGGACGAGAAGCUUGAAGAGGAGCGCGAUGAAGCGGAAGAGGUAAUUCGCCACGACCACAGCCGGCGCGUGUCAUGGGCUGUUGAUGAGUCUUCACGCCCGUGUGGUCACGAAGCAGAAGAAGGUGCUAAUACUCAACGUCACAGGUCGGAGGCGCAAAAGAAGGAGAUAGGAGAGGCGAUGCCUGGGUUCGAGGUGUGCGGUGUGGUAAUGAGAGACGGACUGCGGUUGCAUCCGAUGAACGGCGCGGUAUCGGGCUCUUCGACGACGGUCCAGGGACCCGGAAGAUCCUUGACGGCGAGGCAGGAUGGAAUGGAGAUGACCUUGGUCGAUUACUCCAGCGAUGAGACAUCCACCGCGGAAGAAGACCCCUCUGAUGGCGAGGGCAGUCGGUCUCAUCUACCGUCGCUGUACUUUGAGGAUUUGAGACGUAUGGUCGAAGAGGCGGUGGUUCCGGACCCCUUGAUCUCGGGGGCGGAUGUUGUCGAUGGGACUGGUGAUGACCAGACGAACGAGGCGGAAUCGAAAUCCACGCCGGACACGGAGGUGUUGUUUGAUUUCUCUGAGUAUUCCAAGGGACAUGAGCGGUCGAUUGGGGAUAUGCUGGACUCAUUCUCUGAAGAAUUUGAAGGGUGGCAGAAUGAUACUGAUGAAGAGGAGAAUCCCCCUUCGACUCCUGCUCACGACAUUAUCCGUCCCGUCGCCGGACUGGGUUGGUAUGACGACAAUGAGAGAUCGAGUUACUCUGAUGUUCGUCCCCAGGCUUUGAUCAUGAGUCUUACCAGGGCAGAUACAGAGUCCAACACGGCAUCAGAGAGUCCGUUAACGUUCCCCCUCCGCAAAGACUCGUUGGAACAUAGUCCCAGAGCCCUCACCUUUUCCGGGGUAUCCUGCGCGGCCGAGAAAGGAGAUGGCUUCACGACAACGGAAGCCGGUAAAUUUAAUAGAACACCCAUGAGGACACUCUUUGAUAACACGAGCCAGUUCUUCCAGUCGACUACCGUGGAAGACGACCACUGGAUAUCAACGCCAAGGUCACCAACGUCCCCGCGGCGCUCCUCGUCCGUCUACUCCUCAGACUCCUCGGGUAACGAAGGCUCUCUCUCACCCACCUCAAAGACAUCCCCAACCUCCCCGAGUGAGGGCGAAGAAGACGAAGAAGAGAUAGAUGACCUCCUCGACAUCUACGCAACCACAUCCCACUCCCACCACGGCAACCCCCUCUUCCCUGCAACGGACAAAGACCUCCUCCCCCCCUACCACCACUCUUCCCCUUCCGCUCUCGUCCCUCUCACCACAAUUGCCCGUGGCCUCUCUCUCCCCCAAACGACCCCUUACAACAUCCUUCAAACCCACCUCGCCCGUAACGCAAACAUCCUCCGCUACCUCGUCCUCCACUGCAUCCCCUCCCCAUCCAUAAACCCCCUCGAACCCCAAACCAACCUCGUCGAACCCAUCCUGCCUCUUCCCCUAAGUCCUGGCUCAGGAGAAUACGCCCAGAACUUCCCCUCUCACCCGCGCAGGCGCGAGUAUACCCGCCUCCUACAAGCCAUCCGCUCCGUGCAGUGGUCAGCAGACGCCAUCAACGACAUGCUCGCCGUAGUAGACUUCCACUCCCCUCUUCCAUCCCCUUCAUCUCCCUCAUUCUCGACGUACACUUCGCACAGACGAGCAUCCACGGCCCUCCCCGCCUUUCGAAAACUCCGCGCCGCAGACGCAGAGCGGCGGGGGUACCUUACCUCCGCGCAGCUUCACGAGCUAAGCAUGCACGGAAUCUCGCUCCUCGACGUGCUGCAGAUGAAUGACGUCCCGCGGGUUGUGAGUUCCGGGCUGGGCGGGCGGCUUGUUGCUGCCGCGGCGUCUGGGGCGUUGAGCGUCGCGAGGGAGUGUAAUCUGCUCGACGAAGAGGGUGCGUUGCUGGAGUUGCUCGCCGAUCCGGAGGAGGAAUUUGGCUCGAGGUCGAAAUCUCGGGAUCAAGGCAGACGUAGUGGAAGGGGAAGCGGACUGAGGUGUUGUAUUGGUGUUGAUGAUGAAGGUGAGGUGGGUUUCGAGGAGGAAGGGGCGGAUAGCGACGACAAGAUGGACGAUGAUGAGGAUGAGGGGUACGGAGAGGGAACGCGCUUCGAUGGCCUGGUCGACGAGAUGGACACAGGGCCUGUCGUUGAUGAUGGGGCGUACCUCGUUAGCCCCUUAUCCCCCGAGGCAUUCACCGCAGACCAGAUCUGGGAGGACCAGGGUGGUGUAGCCUCAGCACCGACGACGUCUCAACCCUCCGAGGACCUCAUGACCUUCUCUGAAGAUGGCGAGGAAGAAGAUGAGGAUGACAUCUACGAUCCACCUACAGACUGUACCCUUGAACAACCGGAAGCAGACCUCCGCGUCAAGCCGCUGAAUAUACCCAAAAAGAAACCCACGCUCAAGAGGUCACACAGCUUUCGAGAAAUCGAUAACACUGGAGAAGAGACCAGCACGGCUGUCCUGGUCGACAAUGAGACAGGCGAGGACCCCGAGUUGAGACGGUUCUUCAAUGAGAUUGGGGCGAUGCCUGUAGUUGCUGGCACGUCGGACGUUGUCAUUGAGUGA